Ipomoea triloba (trilobed morning glory) is the source of this 3976-nucleotide messenger RNA. Its product is annotated as probable methyltransferase PMT5. NCBI's taxonomy places the organism in Eukaryota, Viridiplantae, Streptophyta, Magnoliopsida, Solanales, Convolvulaceae. Gene Ontology annotation, cellular component: cytoplasm. The transcript is spliced from 19 exons. Bases 674 to 3703 code for a protein of 1009 amino acids. The record is from RefSeq and is a predicted model, not a curated record. Gene Ontology annotation, molecular function: methyltransferase activity.
AUCAUAAAAUAUUAUAAACUAAGAUUCAAUAAUAUAAUAAUUUCUCCAUUUUAGAUAACUAGGACUCGGAGUAGGAUUCUGCAUCCAACCAAAAAGCUGUUUGCUUCUUUCUCUUUCGUCGGACGUUAAUGGUGAAUCCGUGCUCUGCAUAGUCGGUUCAGUGUAUGCAUACACAGGAAAAAGCUAUACAUACAGAGGCAUUGUUCUGGAGCUAGCUGGUUGAUCCGAGAUUACUUGUUGGAUUUGUUAGGAGUAAGACUUAUUUUGGAAAAGAGUGAGUUUGGCAUUACUCGCGGAGUUUUUGAGAAGUCCUGAAGUAUUUGAAUUGGAAGGUGUGGUAGUUGGUGCGUUAGUUUUCUGAGGAGUGAUUUUCUUUUCUGAAUUCUGUUGUUGUGGUUAGAGUGGGUGGUUGAAAGGAUCAAUUAAGCUGGUUUAUAGUUCAACUAUUUAAUUCAUAGGGUGUAGCUGCUGAAUUUAUUGCAAUUGAUGAAAGCUUGGCUAUUAGAUUCUACCAAUGCCAGUUGAAGUUGUUUGGGACUUGAAUGAUAUUUACAAGGGAUUGUGUCUUACAAUAGGUUGUAGCUUAUGUGGACCUUGGAGGUUCAAGUCAAAACAAUAGCUAGUACUUGUGGAGUGCAUCAGCUCAAAUUUAAGGGGUCUGCAAAAUCUGGUCAUGAGAAGCCCUUUGUUCAACAAGCUAUCCAUAAUAUUCGGCCCUAGACCACCACUCAAUUGGUUGCUCUUGCUUCUUGUCAGCAUAUUUGGGCUAAUAUCAUUGUUGGGAUCAUCUUCCUCGAGUGCUUUUGACUCUGUUACUUCUUCAAAACCUAACAUUUAUACAAAUUAUAGAAGGUUGAAGGAGCAAGCAGCAGGAGAUUACCUGGAACUAAGGAGCAUUUCCCAUGGAUCUAACCGGAUAAAGAAUGUUGGUAUUUGUAGCAAGGAUAGAGAGAACUAUGUACCUUGCUACAAUGUGUCUGCAAAUUUGCUUUCUGGAUUUAAGGAUGGGGAGGAGUUUGAUCGGUAUUGUGAAGUAUCACAAGAUCUGCAGGAUUGUUUAGUGCGUCCGCCUAAGGACUAUAAGAUUCCUUUGACUUGGCCUGCAGGAAGGGAUGUCAUCUGGAGCGGAAAUGUGAAGUUAACCAAAGGCCAUUUCCUUUCAUCUGGAGGCAUGACAAAAAGGCUAAUGUUACUAGAAGAGAAUCAAAUUGCUUUCCGUUCAGAUGAUGGAGCAGUUGUUGAUGACGUCAAAGACUACUCUCACCUAAUUGCAGAGUUGAUUGGGUUAGGAAGUGACACUGAACUUCUUCAAGCUGGUGUGCACAAUGUACUAGAUAUUGGCUGUGGAUUUGGUAGCUUUGGGGCUCACUUACUCUCUCUAAAGUUGAUGCCUCUUUGUGUGGCAGCAUAUGAAUCUUCAAGUAGCCAAGUCCAGUUAGCACUUGAGAGAGGACUUCCAGCAGUGAUUGGCAACUUCAUUGCUAAUCAGCUUCCAUUCCCAUCACUGUCAUAUGACAUGGUUCAUUGUGCUCAGUGUGGGAUCAUAUGGGAUAAGAAAGAUGGACUAUUUCUUAUUGAAGCUGACCGUAUAUUGAAGCCUGGAGGCUACUUUGUGUUAACCUCACCUACAAGCCAGCAAAAUGGAAAUUUUAUAAGUUCAAAGAAGGGAAGACUAUCAACUCCAUUUGAAAAGUUCUCCAGGGAAAUUUGUUGGAACCUUUUGGCCCAACAAGAAGAAACUUUCAUCUGGCAGAAGACAGUCGAUUCUCAGUGUACUAGGAAGCAGGGAGCUGUACCUAUUUGUAAUGGAGAGGAUAUUCAAACUUAUUACCAACCACUUGCACAUUGUAUUUCAGGGACAGCCAACAAUAGAUGGAUUCCCAUUCAUGCCAGAACUGGCCCUCUGAACUCAACUGAACUUGAAAUUCAUGGUAUUCAUCCUGAAGAUUUCUAUGAGGACUUAGAGUUCUGGAGAUCUUCAUUGAGAAACUAUUGGUCUUUGCUGUCACCCUUAAUUUUCUCUGACCAUCCAAAGAGGCCUGGGGAUGAGGAUCCAUUGCCUCCAUAUAAUAUGGUUCGGAAUGUUAUGGAUAUGAAUGCAUAUUAUGGGGGAUUAAAUGCUGCAUUAUCUGAAGCAGGAAAAUCAGUGUGGGUGAUGAAUGUUGUGCCUCUUGGGGUGCGCAAUACACUUCCUCUCAUACUUGAUCGAGGAUUUGCAGGCAUUCUGCAUAACUGGUGUGAAUCAUUUCCUACAUACCCUAGAACAUUUGACAUGCUUCAUGCCAAUGGGCUCCUUUCACACCUUAGUUCACAAAGAUGCAGUAUGAUUGAUCUACUUUUCGAGAUGGAUCGUAUUUUAAGGCCCGAGGGAUGGGUUAUUAUAUCAGAUAAAUUGGGCCAUAUAGAAAAGGCUCGUAUGUUUGCCACACAGAUCCGCUGGGAAGCCAGGGUGAUUGACCUCCAGAAUGGAAGUGAUCAGCGGCUACUUGUAUGUCAAAAGCCAUUUGUGAAAAGGAGAGAACUGCACAAUAAGGCUUCAAAAUUUGGUGCAGUGUUUCUGGAGGUUGAGGAACAAGGGGAAGUUAUUGCAAACGCGGAGGAAGAACUCGUGGGUGAGGUGGAAGGGCGUUUUGUGGAGGCUGUUGUGCAGCUUCUCCACGGAGGAAUGCUGUUGCUGGUAGAGAAUUGUGCAGACACGGAGGAGGAAUUAGUGCGAAUCAACCUCAAGGAAAUCGGACCCGUCAAGCUGCGGGGAUCUAGGACCGAGCCCACCCCGCUCGCUACCCAGUCUAAGCCUCGUGCUUGGCCACCCAGGCCGAGCCCCGUUCUCAACCAAUUACUGGGUCUUUGGUCAGUGUGGAUCAAGCCAGAAAACAAAAACUCUCUCGUCUGUGAUCCUAACAUGGCGUCAGAAAAGGAGAGGGAGACCCAUGUUUACAUGGCCAAGCUUUCCGAACAAGCCGAACGUUAUGAAGAAAUGGUGGAGUACAUGAAGAAUGUGGCGAAACUGAAUGUGGAGCUGACGGUGGAGGAGAGAAACUUGCUGUCUGUGGGGUACAAGAAUGUGAUUGGAGCCAGGAGAGCUUCAUGGAGGAUCAUGUCUUCUAUAGAGCAGAAAGAGGAGUCGAAGAGCAACGAACACAAUGUGAAGCUCAUCAAGACUUAUCGUCAGAAGGUUGAGGAUGAGCUCUCCAACAUCUGCCAUGAGAUUCUUCAAAUCCUUGACAACCACUUGAUCCCAUCUUCCAAAACUGGAGAGGCCACUGUCUUCUAUUACAAGAUGAAAGGUGACUAUUUCCGGUAUCUAGCCGAGUUCAAGGCUGACCAAGAAAAGAAAGAGGCUUCUGAUCAAUCACUCAAGGGCUAUGAGGCAGCUUCGGGUUAUGCUAGCACAGAACUUGCUUCCACUCAUCCAAUCCGUCUUGGCCUUGCUCUCAACUUCUCUGUCUUCUACUAUGAGAUUCUCAACUCCCCAGAAAGGGCCUGUCACUUGGCUAAGCAAGCAUUUGAUGAGGCAAUUGCAGAGUUGGACACUUUGAAUGAGGAGUCCUAUAAGGACAGCACCUUAAUUAUGCAGCUCUUGAGAGACAACCUCACCCUCUGGACUUCUGAUAUGCCUGAAGAUGGAGGUGAAGAGAACUCAAAAGCUGAUGAACCAAAAGGGGAUCAAGCAAAAGCUGAACCAGAACCUGGAAGCCAUUAAUGUUGGAACCUGGGACUAUGCAUCAAACAUUAUUAUAAUACGCGAAAACACCUGCAGAAGAAUGCUUCAUACAUACAAAGAGCAGCUUUUGGGAUUUAGCAAUGGAAUGCAAUUAGCCAGACUAGCUUAGCUGCCUGCAAUUUAUUAUUUCUCCUGAAUUGUGUUACUUGUAUUAGGUUCUGUCUUUUGAAUUUCUAUAUAUUUACUUCAAGAACAGAAAACUUUAUCAUCUGAUUUAAUAUAUUGUCCUCUCAACUUCUGGAGGCUUUUCUA